AUAAAAAAUAAAAAAAUAAAAUCGAAAAACCCAAUACUUCGAUUUCCAUUUCUCAGGUGAGAGAUUGUUUCGUUGUCUUGUUUUCUGUUGAAUUAAGGGAUACGAUUCCAAUGGGUUUCACAAUCGGUUCUUCGUCGCCCGAGAUUUCGUUUCAUUGUUUAGAGAGCAUUAUUUCACAGAACAAGAAUUUGAAAUCGGCUUUUCCGAAAUCUUUCAGUAGGAGGCUUAGUAGUGUCUUGAAUCGGAAAGAUAUACACGAUGGGGGGGUUGUGAAGAAGGCGUGCGUACCGAGCCGUUCGGUCUCGGGGCAUUUGGAAGGUUCGUAUGUCGGGAAGAAACAGUUGAUCGAACCGUCUUCUAAGUUGGGAUUCAUACGCACUUUGUUGAUCGACAAUUACGAUAGUUACACGUACAAUAUUUACCAGGAGCUUUCUGUCGUUAAUGGCUUGCCUCCGGUGGUGAUUCGUAAUGACGAGUGGUCUUGGGAAGAUAUUUGUCAUUACCUUUACGAAGAAAAGGCGUUCGACAAUAUUGUGAUAUCUCCUGGUCCUGGUUCUCCUACAUGUGCUGCUGAUAUAGGAAUAUGCCUUAGGCUGCUGCACGAAUGCAGAGAUAUCCCUAUUUUAGGUGUUUGCCUUGGCCAUCAGGCUUUAGGUUAUGUGCACGGUGCUCAGAUUAUCCAUGCUCCUGAACCCAUUCAUGGACGGUUGAGUGAUAUCGAGCACAAUGGCUGUGGAUUAUUCCAUGGGGUUCCCUCUGGACGAAAUUCGGAGUUUAAGGUGGUCCGUUAUCACUCCCUUGUGAUAGACCCAAGCUCACUGCCUAGGCAACUCAUACCUAUAGCCUGGACCUCCUCCUCUGAAACGAACUCGUUUCUUGGAAUCGAAAAUCUUGAUGAUUUUGAUAGACGAGCUACAAACCCCGAGAAUGGAUUGAAGUCUUCCAACUCACAAGAGAUGCAGAGUGGAAGUAUUCUUAUGGGAAUUAUGCACUCCAGUCGACCUCAUUACGGCUUACAGUUUCAUCCGGAAAGUGUUGCGACUUUUCACGGGAGGCAAAUAUUCAAAAACUUUGCUAAAAUCACAAAAGACUAUUGGUUAACGAGGACAUCAUCCUCGAACAAGGUUCAUUAUUCUGCGUGCAUGCAGGUGCCUAAUGUAACUCGAUUAUUCCAAGAUGUUGCAAGAAGUAAUAAGCAUUCGGUGAAUGGACUCUAUAGAAAAAAGCAUGCCACCCUCUCUAACUUAGUGAAUUCGUCGUAUUCGAGAAAUUCAAAACUUUUGAAGUUGAAAUGGAGAAAAAUCGAACGAUCUAUAAGCCAAGUUGGUGGAGCAGAAAACAUAUUCCGUGAGCUAUUUGGAGAUAAUCGUGCAGAAAACACUUUUUGGCUGGAUAGUUCCUCGACUGAGAUGAACAGAGCUCGAUUUUCAUUUAUGGGGGGUAAAGGUGGGCCACUGUGGAAACAAGUGACGUAUAAGUUGGCGGAGAAGAGUUGCAGUGAUUCGAAACUUAAUCAUGGAGGCAAUCUAUCGAUUGAAGACGCUGAGGGGUCCGUUACAAGUACCUAUUUGGAAAACGGUUUUUUCGACCUUUUAAAUCAGGAGCUUCAGUCGUUUGGCUACAAUGCAGCAGAUUACGAAGGUUUGCCUUUCGAUUUCUACGGUGGCUAUAUUGGUUACAUCGGGUAUGAUCUCAAAGUCGAAUGUGGGGCCCAGUCAAAUCGCCACAAAUCAACGGCCCCCGAUGCUUGCUUUUUCUUUACAGACAAUCUCGUCGUAUUAGAUCAUCACACUGACGACAUUUACAUCACAUCUCUAUACGAAAAUACGAGCACAAAUCCAUGGCUGGAUGAAAUCGAGCACAAGCUUCUCAAUUUAAAAAUUCCUCCUCUGAAAACGAAAUCUGUUUCUUCGAAAAAAAUUCCAAGAGAAGGAUUUGUAGCCGAAAAAUCGAGGGAAAAUUACAUUAAAGACAUCGAAAAAUGUCAGAAAUUUAUCAAAGAUGGCGAAAGCUACGAAUUAUGUCUUACGACACAGAUGACGAGAAAUGUGGGGAAAAAAAUAAAUUCGCUGGACCUUUAUUUAAAUCUUCGAGAGAAAAAUCCGGCCCCUUACGCUGCAUGGCUUAAUUUUCCGAAACAAAAUUUAUCUAUUUGUUGUUCUUCGCCUGAAAGAUUUUUACGGCUCGAUAGGAAUGGGAUUCUAGAAGCAAAGCCUAUUAAAGGUACUAUAGCUCGUGGGAUAUCACCGGAGGAAGACGAUCUGCGCAAGCAACAAUUGCAAUACAGCGAGAAAGACCAAGCGGAAAACUUGAUGAUCGUAGAUCUUCUAAGAAACGACCUAGGCCUCGUUUGCGAGGCGGGGUCGGUCCACGUACCCCAUCUAAUGGAAAUCGAAUCGUACGCGACGGUCCACACUAUGGUGAGCACAAUAAGAGGGGAGAAGCGAUCGGACGUGACUGCGGUCGACUGCGUGCGUGCGGCCUUCCCCGGUGGAUCGAUGACAGGUGCCCCCAAAUUGAGGUCGAUGGAGAUCCUCGACACGUUGGAGACUAGAUCCCGUGGAAUAUACUCCGGGUGCAUUGGAUACUUCUCGUACAAUCAAACGUUCGAUCUCAAUAUUGUGAUUAGAACUAUUGUGAUCAACGGUGAGGAUGCAUCGAUUGGAGCGGGUGGGGCAAUCACUGCUCUUUCGAAACCCGAGGAAGAGUAUGAAGAGAUGCUGCUCAAAACUAGAGCACCCACUAAAGCUGUUGUGGAGUUUCAAGAAGAUAAUUAGUUUUCUUGCCUCUCUUUUUUUAAUAUAUGAAGUAGGGUGCUUAAUUAAGAUUUAUAUUUUUUCUUUUUCUUUUUUUUAAUUUUUUUUAAGAGAACGACACCCGAUGAGGGUGGGGUGUUGGGCUUGAAGAUGUUGCCCUAGUUGAAUUGGAGGAGGAGGAGGUCGACGCCCAAACCAGACCCAUUUUACACGCCCAAAAUGGGCGCCGAAAGAUAGUCUGCACGCCCAAAUUGGGCGAGGAUCGAACUUGUACGCACCCAUUUUGGAUGUGAAAAUAGUUUUUUCGCACCCGUUUUGGUAGUGAGCCACCUUUUCCAGAUUUAUAAAAUGAAAACGAACACAUUUUAUUUCUUUGUAUUGUGUAUCUCGAUUCCCAACCAAUGCACUCAUUUUCCUUU
Molecule: messenger RNA, 3175 nt
Organism: Erythranthe guttata (spotted monkey flower)
Lineage: Eukaryota; Viridiplantae; Streptophyta; Magnoliopsida; Lamiales; Phrymaceae
Source: RefSeq, a predicted model, not a curated record